Camelus dromedarius (Arabian camel) is the source of this 2473-nucleotide messenger RNA. RefSeq names its product transmembrane protein 192 (gene TMEM192). The transcript has 6 exons. Bases 165 to 962 code for a protein of 265 amino acids. NCBI's taxonomy places the organism in Eukaryota, Metazoa, Chordata, Mammalia, Artiodactyla, Camelidae. The record is from RefSeq and is a predicted model, not a curated record. Gene Ontology annotation, cellular component: lysosomal membrane; late endosome.
AAGGCCUCGGGCCGCGGGGCCCGUCCUCUGCGCCUCGGCUAAUCGGCAGGGAGGGGCGGGCCCUGGGGCGGGUUCCGGAAGGCGGCGCGAGGCGCAGGUGCGGAGGCCGGGCUGCCCGGCUGCGGCCUCGGGCGGCGGGGCUGCGGCCUCCGGCGGCGGGCAGUAUGGAGGACGGUUCCUUGGAUCUCAUCCAAAGCAUCGAAGAUGACCCCCUCCUGGACAUCCAGCAUCUCCCCCAUCACUCGUUACAUGCUCAUUUUAGACCCAGAUUCCACCCUCUUCCUACAGUCAUCAUAGCAAACCUUCUCUUGCUAAUACAUGUUGUGUUUGUUGUUUUAGCGUUUUUAACAGGCGUGCUUUGUUCUUACCCCAAUCCAAAUGAGGACAAGUGCCCAGGAAACUAUACCAACCCACUGAAAGUUCAGACGGUCAUAAUCCUGGGAAAAGUUAUUUUGUGGAUUCUGCAUUUCCUUCUUGAACGAUACAUCCAGUAUCACCACAGCAAAGUAAGAAACAGAGGCUAUAACAAGAUCUACCGGUCGACGAGGCAUCUUAAAAGCCUUGCGCUGAUGAUACACUCAACUGGCAACACGGCGCUCCUCCUCGUCCUCUGCCUGCAGCACUCCUUCCCUGAGCUGGGCACGCUCUACCUGGACCUCAUGCUGGCCAUCCUGGCCCUGGAGCUGCUCUGUUCCCUGGUGUGUCUGCUUGUGUACACAGUGAAAAUUCGGAAAUUUAAUAAAGCCAAGCCACAGCCUGAUGUACUUGAAGAAGAAAAAAUCUGUGUUUACCCCAGCAAUAUUACCUCGGAGACAGGAUUCAGGACUCUCUCGAGCCUGGAGGAGAUCGUGGAGAAGCAGGGGGACAUCAUCAUGUACCUGAAGCGCCACAACGCACUGCUCAGCCAACGGCUCUUGGCUUUCACGUCCUCCGACCCUGGCUCUCAGCCACAUGGGCUUUGACAGCGGUUUCAGACGGACCCACCCCCUGACAAGCCGUCUUAGGGAACUGCAGCUUUGCCAAGUGACGUUUUACAGCUUUUGUUGGAAACCUAAAUUGGGUUCUCACUUGUGUGGCUGUAAUAAGUAGGACUUGAGCGUCAUGUGAAAGGCACUUUGGAGAGCCGCGGUAACUCAAGGGGAAUGUCUGUUUUGCACAUUUUGGAAUUAUUUAACUGCCUGGUUUAUCCGAGGCAUAGGUAUAGUUUAAAGUUCUCCUUGACUAACCCUUCUUGCAAACUCAUUGCAACCCUGUAAUAAUUUGGCAUUUUAUGGAAUAAGUCUGACAGGACAACCUGUUUAAAACUGGGCUUUGAGCAAAGAAGUUUUCCCCGCUUUUAAACUGGUCAAAGAAGCCAUUGUUCCUCAUGGUUAGUGUUUUUUUCCCGUGGAGCCUCAUGCAUUUCAUAUGCUUGUGUGGUGUUGGAUGCCUCGGCCCUUGUACCUUUUCUAGAGAAUUUCUUCACUGUAGGACCAAGGUCUCACUGAGGCAUCUACUUUGCAGCUCCUACAGGUUUCCAUUCUCCAGAAAUAAAGUCUGAAGAUGACUUGGACCAGUGUUAGACCGGCCAGUGCAGCUGAACUGCUUAGAGAAGACUGCAGGCUCUCUCUUUAUUUUGGCCCUUCUUGGAGAGGCUGCCAUGUGUUUCAGUAUUGACUGUCAUCAGAUCGGUACGUUCAGUGACAGGAAAGAUGUCUGUGGCUGCAAGUUUGUCUGAAAGAAAAAAAAGAACACAUUUUUCAGUCUUAGAUUAUACUUAAUAAAAAUUAUGAUGGGGAGAAAGUAUCAUAUCAUCUUAUACGUGGAUAUUAAACAUAUCUAAUUCUCCAGAUAAAAUGAAGCGUUUUUAUGAGUAGAUGACAUUUUUCCUGCAGUUUUCCUAGCGUGUCCCUUUACUUUAUCAGUUUGCUAUUGGAACCUUCACAUGCUGCCUCAGAGAGACUUCAGGCUGAAAGCGUAGCGCGAGGGAGGGGAUGUUUGUGAUUAUGUAUGCUGCUAUUUUUUUUUCUUGUAUUUAGCUGAAUAAUCAAUAUUUGAUUUAAAAAUCCUUGAGCUAUACAUAUAUUUGGCAAGGGGUGUAUUCACUGGGCCAUACCAUACUUUUGAAGGGCAGACGUCUGUCUCCUUCAGAUACAGCCACUGGGAAACAUUCUGCAGGUUUUCUGCUGAGGGCAAGGUGAUUGUGUGUCAUCUGUAACCAACACCGUCGAGUCCCCAGAAUGACAGUGUUCACAAACUAAAGCCAAAAUUGUGUUUUUCAAGUUCAGAUUGUAUUCAAGUUUCCAGACUUUUCCUCCUUCUCUUCUUUCUUUCCUUUUUAGUAAGCAUAUCUCAAAGCCAUUGCCUUCUGUGGAAAUCUGUCUGUGUUCUGGAAGAGCUUUUUCCUUUAGCUGUUUUCCUUAAAAGGAAAACCCCGUAGUAGACGAGGAAUUCUCGUUUAUUUUUAAAUUAAAUUUGGAUCUUAUAGUCAGUU